This is a messenger RNA of Alternaria novae-zelandiae, 258 nucleotides long. RefSeq lists its product as uncharacterized. Lineage: Eukaryota; Fungi; Ascomycota; Dothideomycetes; Pleosporales; Pleosporaceae. The coding region runs from base 1 to 258 and encodes 85 amino acids. The record is from RefSeq and is a predicted model, not a curated record. The transcript is spliced from 2 exons.
AUGGCCCAAGGCGCAAUCAAGAAGACCAAGGCCGCUCCUCCGAAGAAGUCCUCGGUCGCGCGCAAACAAACCGGCGCCCGCGUCAUCAAGCCCAAGAAAGCGUCCAUCAUCACACAAAACAAGAUCAAGCACAAGAGCAGUUCAGGGCUCGUGGGCAAUACAGAGAAGAUGCUUGCGCAGAAGGCGGGGCAUCUCGAGAUACUCAAGGGAGGGAAGAGGGAUAAGAGGGAACCCGGUGACAAGAAGAAGAGUGGUUGA